This is a messenger RNA of Henningerozyma blattae CBS 6284, 237 nucleotides long. RefSeq names its product 60S ribosomal protein eL38 (gene RPL38). Gene Ontology annotation, biological process: translation; protein-RNA complex assembly. Lineage: Eukaryota; Fungi; Ascomycota; Saccharomycetes; Saccharomycetales; Saccharomycetaceae. The record is from RefSeq and is a predicted model, not a curated record. Gene Ontology annotation, cellular component: ribosome; cytosolic large ribosomal subunit. Bases 1 to 237 code for a protein of 78 amino acids. The transcript has a single exon. Gene Ontology annotation, molecular function: structural constituent of ribosome.
AUGGCCAGAGAAAUUACCGAUAUUAAGCAAUUUUUGGAAUUGACCAGAAGAGCUGACGUUAAGACUGCUACCAUUAAAAUCAACAAGAAGUUGAAUAAAUCUGGCAAGCAAUUCAGACAAACCAAGUUCAAGGUUAGAGGUUCCAGAUACUUAUACACCUUAGUCGUUAACGAUGCUGGUAAGGCUAAGAAGUUGAUGCAAUCUUUACCACCAACUUUAAAGGUUAACAAGUUAUAA